This is a messenger RNA of Soboliphyme baturini, 2262 nucleotides long. The record is from the annotation of a GenBank genome assembly. NCBI's taxonomy places the organism in Eukaryota, Metazoa, Nematoda, Enoplea, Dioctophymatida, Soboliphymatidae.
AUGUCGCAGUUGAUGCCCACUAUUCAAAUCAUAAAUGGACAGCCUGUGUUGCAAGCUAAAGUUCAGCACGUGGUGACGUCAAACGGUCCGAUGACGGUCGCCGUGUUGCCUGCCGACAUCGGCAACUUCCUGCGGCCUUUCCUGCAGCAGCAGCACCCUCAGCUGCAGUUUCCUUCGUUGCAGUCUUCUUCGCCGGCGGUAAACCCGUUUUUGAUCAAUAUGCCCAACCAUGUGUUGUCCAUGGACAAGGAGCAGAUGAUGGCGGCAGCGACGGUGGCGACUAACCACAAGAAGGCAACGAAGCGCCAGCGUUCGAAACGGCCUGAACAACUAACCGCGGAUUGUAGUGAUCCUUCUGAACUGAAGAUCAAGGCCUUUCCACGCAUUCAGCCGAAACUGAUCGAGCCGUUGCGUGGCCAGUUCCUGUGUUCGGUCGAAAGUCCGUCGUUCAUCGUGUCAUCAUUGGCUGCCGCCCAGAUGUCACCGCCACCUGCGGCGCCAGCGUCGCAGAAGCAGAUCACCAUUCGGCUGAAUGACGAGGAGCAGCGCAGCGUCGAGUCGUUGUCCGAACAGAUCGCAAGGUUGUCUGCGUUACCGUCACUGUCGUCAGGCCAAGAAGAACUGCUGCGGGUACUGGAGCAAAAGCGGCGAUCAUUGCUUGAACAAGCUGCACUGAAGCAGAUGAAGGUGAAUGCGGUCAACGCAGCGCUGGCACAGCAGAAGCAGCAGCAAGUCCAGGCUCAGGCUCAGGCAGCUUUCGUUCGUUCUCAAGGCUUCAAUGGUGCCACCAUAGCGUCGAACAACAACUUCGUGCCAUCCGUCCCUCUACCUCUCUUGUCCGGUUCUAGCAUUCCGCAGCAGCAGCUCGUUCACAUAAAUGGAACCCCAUUUUUGCUUGUACAGCAGCCGAAAACGACGAACACCACGUUGCUGGGCGGCGAAAUUUGUGAGGCAAAGGUUGCCAGACACAUUCCCGCUUCGUCACGAACUUCGUCUAAGGGCGGACAUCAGCCGUCGAAGCGCCUUUCAAAAACUCGAUCUCGUAUCGAAGUGCCGAACAACAGUGCGUCACAGAGAUGUGCCGGGUCGGCAGAUUUAGCCACUAGGCUUAUGGCGACCCUACAUUUGACUAACAUUAGACGACAGCUGGUCAACGAGCAGACUGCCGUUGUUCAUCCUAACUGCAAAACACCAUUUGCAGACCUGAACGACGCCGUCACUCGACUGCUGCCUUACCACAUUUAUUCUGAUCCGGACUACAGUGCAGAUCUUCUUCAGCACGUUGACACUCUAUUCCAGAAGAAGGCAGCAGACCUGAUAGAUGGACAGAAGAUCCUUUACCGAAGGCUUCAAAGUAUCCUUCUCAAGCGGGCAGCGGUCGAAGUGCCGAACGAAGAACAGGCUUUGAUAGAUCAGCUUCUAUCCAGUAAUGAAGCGGAGCUGCUGAAUGCCGAGAAAGAACUGCUGUCCAGCAACCCUGACGAUUUUUACCGAAUGUGUGAAAAGUGGAAAAAUGAUCUUGAAUGUAAGCGAGCACGACAUUCGCCUUCUUCGCCUCUGGGCGUCAUUCACACACCGAAUAACCCAUGCUGUUGCUCGCCUACGCCUACAGUUUCUCAGGAUGGCGAGAGGAUGUCAUCGCCGAUGGUAGUUGAAUCCAUCGUUUCCUGUGUCAGAAGCCCUAGAACCGUUUCCGAAAGGGAUCCGCUCGAGACCAUUCACGGUGAGGUUUCGACGGUAGUCGUCACCUAUGAGACGUCGUCACAUUCGCGGUCGCAUUUGGGCCAGACGAUGGCACCGGUCAGUGCGGCUGGCGGCGUUAAAGCUUCAGAUAACAAUCUGACGCUGCCUGACCUUACUUUGUCUCCAAGCGCAGACGUUUCUGCCGUGUCUACGGAGGAAAAGGUUUCGAAAGAGGCAAAUGUCUGCGUUGGUGUAGGGAAAAAUUUGAAGCUGGUUUUGAAGCUGAAUAAUCGUCGUCAGUACACUGUUCAGUCAAAAGCAACGAAAUGCGACGACGAAAGCAUUCACAAGGAGUGCGAUGACGUACCUAUGGAAAAGGACCCCGCUUCGCCUCGCGUUCCGCCAUUGCGACUGCGGCUCACCUCGCUCACUAACAAUGAUCUAGACAGUUGCGAGUCUGUUUUCGAUUCGUCGUCAGGAAGCGAUCCCGAGUGCAGCUCGCUGAGCACCGAUCACUGGCGGAUUCAGGAACUGGAACUAGCGGAAGCGGGUUUAUGCGACCGAAGGUCUGACGAGUAG